This is a messenger RNA of Oncorhynchus gorbuscha (pink salmon), 2659 nucleotides long. Its product is annotated as oocyte zinc finger protein XlCOF6-like. Bases 74 to 2596 code for a protein of 840 amino acids. The record is from RefSeq and is a predicted model, not a curated record. NCBI's taxonomy places the organism in Eukaryota, Metazoa, Chordata, Actinopteri, Salmoniformes, Salmonidae. The transcript is spliced from 2 exons.
UAGGAUGUAGUCUGUAAACCUUAAAGAAGAAGAAGCCCAUAGACGACAGUCUCAAGAUAAAUGUUUCUUCAUAAUGUCGAAACAACAGUUGUUGACUGUGUUUAUAGCCAAGCGAUUAAUAUCGGCAGCUGUGAACAUAUUUGGGAUAGAAGAAAGGUGUAUAGCCCAGUACCAGGAGCCACUAGCAGCAGUGACUGUUGAGAUAAUGGCGGCGGUGGAAACGACGCUUGAACAAGAGCUCUCUAGUUCAAAGCAGGAGAUUGAACGUCUACGGAGGCUUCUUCUGGAGUUGGGAGCAGACCCCCAGCAGCUAACUGUCCCUGAAGAGGAGGUUCCCCCUGAGCAGCAGCACUGUGAGCAGGAGUGGAGCCCCAGUCUGGGGCAGCAGGACACAGAGCCCACACAGAUUAAAGAGGAACAGGAGGAACUAGGGACGAGUCAGGAGGAACUCGGGACGAGUCAGGAGGAACUCGGGACGAGUCAGGAGGAACUCGGGACGAGUCAGGAGGAACUCGGGACGAGUCAGGCGGAACUCGGGACGAGUCAGGCGGAACUCGGGACGAGUCAGGCGGAACUCGGGACGAGUCAGGCGGAACUCGGGACGAGUCAGGCGGAACUCGGGACGAGUCAGGCGGAACUCGGGACGAGUCAGGCGGAACUCGGGACGAGUCCGGAGGAACUCGGGACGAGUCAGGAGGAAGAGCAGCUUCACAGACUUGAGUCUGAUUCCACAGAUGUUGUAGAGUUCAUAUUUACUGCUCCUCCCUGUGUGGAAAAGUACUCUGAUCGGGACAGAGAGAGAGAGAGGGACUCUCUACCCACCAACACAACUGAACAGACCCAAACAGAACCUAAUGGAGAGGACUACAGAGUAUCAGAACCAACCAGUGACUCUCUGCUCCUCUCUGCAGUAAAUCCAGACUGUUCUGCAGCUCACAGUGAAAUCAUUGUAAGUGUGGAUGAGGAUGAGAGCGAGGAGCCUGUGUUAAAGACCCUCAGAUCAAGGAGGACACAGGCAGAGAAACGACAAAGCUCUCAAGUCUGCACUGAGGCCAAGACAACCAGUGAGCUGAAAGAACCAUUAAAGUCUCACGCAAAUAAGAAACCAUUCAAAUGUCCUGUGUGCAGUAAACGCUAUCAGACACUAGGCGGUUUAAAAACGCAUCAGAGAAUUCACUCAACUGAAAAUAAUCAUCACUGCAAGAAAUGUGGCAAAUCAUUUAACUUGUUAAAACAAUGGAAGAAACAUAUGAAGAAUCACACAGAGGAGGAAUCACCGACGUGUCACGUGUGCAGUAAAAGCUUUAAACUACCAAACCAUCUGAAAACUCAUAUGAGAUGCCACACCGGAGAGAAAUCCAGUCAGUGUCCGACGUGUGAAAAACACUUUAAAUCAGCGAAAGACCUAAAGAAACACCAGAGAAUUCACAUUGAAGAUCAACUGUACCAGUGUCCGACAUGUGAAAAACACUUUAAAUCAAAGUACAACCUUAAACACCACAAGAAAAUUCACACCGAAGAGAAAUCGUAUCGCUGCAAUGAUUGUGUCAAGUGCUACAGGACAAAGACUGGCUUAGAAGAGCACGUGAGAACUCACACAGGGGAGAAACCUUUUAAGUGUUCUGUGUGUGAAAAGUGCUUUACUUCAACAACCAUUCUAAGACGCCACGAGAGAACUCACAGUGGAGAGAAACCGCACGGAUGCACACAAUGCAACAAACGCUUCCCUGUCAAGUCAGACCUGGUUAAACACAUGAGAACGCACACAGGGGAGAAACCGUUUAGCUGUAAAGAAUGUGACAAAUGUUUCAGUCAUAACAUUAGCCUGAGACUGCACAUGAGAACUCACACAGGGGUGAAACCUUACAGCUGCACAGAAUGUGGCAAAUGUUUUUCUGUUAACAGUAACCUGAGAAUGCACAUGAAAAUUCACACAGGAGAGAAAUCGUUUUGUUGCCAAGAAUGUGGUAAAUGUUUCCGGCAUAAAAUUAGCCUGAGACUGCAUAUGAUGACUCACAGUGGUGGAGAGAAUCUUCACGAAUGUUCUCAAUGCAACAAACGUUUCCCCAUCAAAUCUCUCCUGGUUAAACACAUGAUGACACACACAGGGGAGAAAUCUAAUAGCUGCAAAGAAUGUGGCAAAUGUUUCCUUCAUAACAUUAGCCUGAGACUGCACAUGAGAAUGCACACAGGGGAGAAAUCAUUUACCUGCAUAGCGUGUGGCAAAUGUUUCCAAAACAAGAUGGUUCUGACGAGGCAUAUGAGAACUCACAAAGCAGAGAAUCCAUAUAAAUGUCCUCUUUGUGUCAGUUCCCUUACGUCAUCAAAUGAACUAAAACAUAUCUACUUGGGAGAGAAACCAGAGACCGACCAACCAGAGAAUCCAUCGUGCCUCUGCAGCGAUUGUGGCAAACGCUUCCCAACGAUGAAAACCCUGAGAGACCACAUGAGGACCACACAUGAAGAAAGAAGGCAUCCGUGUUCUGUUUGUGGAGAUUUCUUUAUGUCGUUGGGUUCUCUUAAAGUUCACCAGAAAAUACACACAGGAGAGAAACCCCACCAGUGUUCUGUUUGUGGGAAAUAUUUUGCAUUGUAGUGAUGGAAAGUUUGGCUCUUUUUACAGACUCUGAUCUUUGAAUCAUUUAAAUAAAUAAAAUAA